AUGUCUACAGUGAAACAGAGGUUUGAUGCGUUGACAGGUCCAUGCGUUUCUUUGGAGUUCUUCCCUCCUAAGACGGAGCCUGGUAAGACGAACUUACUUGCACGUAUGGAGCGUAUGUGUGCAUUAAAUCCGUUAUUUGUGACAGUUACUUGGGCAGCUGGUGGUACAACAUCGGGGAAGACUUUAGAACUUGCUACUAUAGCGCAACGUGAAUUAAACGUUCCUGUUUGUAUGCAUUUGACAUGUACCAAUAUGGAUAAAUCUAUUAUUGACGAGGCUUUAAAGGCUGCAAGGGAUGUGGAUAUCCGUAAUAUAUUGGCCUUGAGAGGUGAUCCGCCUAUUGGAGAAGAAUGGGACGGCAAUACAAGUCAGAAUCCUUCUGAAUUCAAGUAUGCAGUGGAUUUGGUUCGUUACAUUAAAAAGAAUUACGGUGAUGACUUUUGUGUGGGUGUUGCGGCAUAUCCAGAGGGCCACUGUGAGGGUGAAGCUGAUGAAAGUAUGCAGGAUCCAUUGAGAGACUUGCCAUAUUUGAAGGAGAAGGUGGACGCCGGCGCAGAUUUUAUUAUAACGCAAUUAUUUUAUGACGUGGAUAAGUUCUUGUCCUUUGAGUCUUUAGUUCGUGAGAACAUCAGUUCUGAUAUCCCAAUUUUCCCAGGUUUGAUGCCUAUUAAUUCUUUUCUAUUAUUUAACAGAGCUGCGAAACUUUCCCAUGCUUCAAUCCCUCAAGCUAUCUUGGACAGAUUCCCCCCUGAUGUUCAAAAUGACGAUAACAGAGUCAAAGAAAUUGGUGUGGAAAUCAUGAUUGAUAUUGUCGAACAGAUAUACAAAAGAACUGAUGGGCGUAUAAAAGCUUUUCAUUUCUACACUUUGAAUCUUGAGAAAGCGAUCGCCAAGAUUGUUGCUAACUCACCAACUCUAUCUAAGAUUCUUGAAGACGAUGAAGACGAAGCAGACGAUGAAUGGGGAUCUGAGGCUGUCUUGCAAGAUGUGGAUCAUUUAACUUUGGAAGAUGACAAUAUGAAGAAAAGAAAAAGGCAGUCCAGUGCCAGUGCGGAAUUUCCUCUGAAUACAUCUAUAAUUAACAAAUUGAAUGGAACAAGUGGCAAUAAAUUGCCCUCGAUGCCCUCUCGUAAAGUGAUGAUUUCGAUCUCUCAAGGUACCGGUACAUUAGGUAGAAAUGUCACUUGGGAUGAAUUUCCUAAUGGUAGAUUUGGUGAUUCUAGGUCACCUGCCUAUGGUGAGAUUGACGGGUAUGGGCCAUCUUUGAAGGUUUGCAAUAAAACUGCGUAUGAACUAUGGGGUCACCCAGUUUGUCUAGAAGAUAUUAAAAAUAUUUUUAUUAGAUAUUUGGAAGGUUCCAUGAAAGCUCUCCCUUGGUCUGAUUUAGGGCUCUCUCCCGAAACUGCUUUCAUCCAGGAAGAACUUAUAGAAUUGAACCAACGCGGAUAUCUUUCUUUGGCUUCGCAGCCGGCUACAAAUGGAUCUCCUAGUACGGACAAUAUAUUUGGUUGGGGGCCAGCAAAUGGUCUAAUAUAUCAAAAAGCGUUUGUGGAAAUAUUUGUUCACAAAGAUGAGUGGAAAAACGUCUUAAAGCCCAAAAUUGAAGCCAGUGAUGGUGAAUUCAGCUAUUAUUUAGGAGACUACACAGGGGAGUUUGAGACUAAUUUACAACCAAAUAGUUCAAACGCAGUAACUUGGGGUGUUUUCCCAAAUUCGGAAGUCGUUCAAACUACUAUUGUCGAAGAAGAUUCCUUCAAAGCAUGGAGGGAUGAGGCAUUCAGUAUUUGGAUUGAAUGGAGUAAACUCUUCCCCAAAAAUACUCCAGAGAACACAUUUUUGAAGAAAAUGCACAGAGACUAUUGCCUAGUUUCUAUUGUCCAUCAUGAUUUUCAUAAUGCAGACGGAUUAUGGGAAAUGCUUUUAAACUGA
This is a messenger RNA of Kluyveromyces marxianus DMKU3-1042, 1929 nucleotides long. It is a transcript of the gene MET12, whose product is annotated as methylenetetrahydrofolate reductase (NAD(P)H) MET12. Gene Ontology annotation, molecular function: methylenetetrahydrofolate reductase [NAD(P)H] activity; FAD binding. Lineage: Eukaryota; Fungi; Ascomycota; Saccharomycetes; Saccharomycetales; Saccharomycetaceae. The transcript has a single exon. The coding region runs from base 1 to 1929 and encodes 642 amino acids. Gene Ontology annotation, biological process: tetrahydrofolate interconversion. The record is from RefSeq and is a predicted model, not a curated record. Gene Ontology annotation, cellular component: cytosol.